AUGUCUUUCUGUCUGUCAUUCUUAGUUAAAUUCUCUCCAAUUCUCACUCUCUCUUAGCCCUUUUUGGCCAUGGAAAGUUUGAACUACUUUAGAGCUUUGAUUGUUGUCCUUUGCCUGCUCUUUGCUUUGAGCUUAAACAGCUCCAAUGGAGAUCAUAAUAAUAAUAAUAAUAAUAAUAAUGAAGAUGAAGAUGAUGAUGAUGGAGGAAUGCCAUCUUCUUCUCCAAUGAAGAUUUCUCAGAAAGAAGCUCUCUUUUCUGCCAUUCAAGGGUUUGUUGGAAAAUGGUGGAAUGGUUCUCAUCUUUAUCCUGACCCUUGUGGUUGGACCCCAAUUCAGGGUGUGUCAUGUGAUUUCUACGAUGGAUUUUGGUACGUGACUGAACUAAGAAUCGGGCCUGUCCACGACAACUCUCUCAGAUGUAGUAACGAGAAAAUCGAAUUUCCCCACCAACUGUUCGAUUUAAUUCGCCUGAAAACCCUUUCUUUCUUCAAUUGCUUCGUUUCGGGUCGUCCGGCGAAUAUUCCGGCGGAAAAUUGGGGAUUUCUCGCCGGAAGUCUGGAGUCGUUGGAGUUCCGGUCGAAUCCGGGGCUCGCCGGAGAAGUUCCGGAAGGUUUGGGGAAGCUCGAAAAGCUCGAGUCUCUGGUGAUAAUGGAGAAUUCUUUGACAGGUGAAUUGCCGGAGAGCAUUGGGAGAUUGAGGAAUUUGCGACGCCUGAAUCUCGCCGGGAAUUUAUUCUCCGGCGGAAUUCCGGCGGGGAUGACUUCGCUCGAUCGUCUAUUGAUUCUCGACCUGAGCAACAAUUCCCUGUCGGGAUUCUUGCCGGAAUCUUUUUCAGGCCUGGUUUCCGUAAUGAAGCUGGAUUUAAGCAACAACAACCUGUCGGGGAAUAUUCCGGCGGCGAUCGGAAACCUGGACAAUCUGACGGUGCUCGAUUUUCGAAACAAUCGAUUUUCCGGCGGCCUGCCGAAGUCCCUAGAACGCCUGACGUCACUGGAAGAAUUGGCUUUGUCGGGGAAUCCGAUCGGCGGCGAAAUUUCCGGCGUGGACUGGCGGCGCCUGGCGGGGCUGACGGCGCUGGACCUGGCGAAUGCGAACCUGUCGGGGAAUAUUCCGGCGGGGAUCGGGGAAAUCCGACGCCUGAGAUUUCUGGGCCUGAAUGACAACAAUCUGACGGGCGAGAUUUCUCCGGAUCUUGCGAAGCUGCCGGAGGUGAGCUCGAUGUAUUUCCAUGGCAAUAAUCUGAGGGGGCGGCUGCCAUUUUCGGAGGGUUUUUACAGGCGAUUGGGGAGACGAUUUGGGGGUUGGGACAAUCCAGGAUUGUGCUGUCCGGUGGGAUCGGUGUCGGAAAAGUUUGUGCCGAUUGGGGUGAAGAUUUGCCGGCGGGGAGGGGUGGUGACGACGGGGAGAGAUGGAUCGACGGUGGAGAUUGAAAGUUGGGGGGAUCAGGAUUCCAGAUCGACGGCUGGAUUUGCUUCUUGUUUUAGUAGUGUAGUGGUAGUUUUAAUGGAGGUUUUGUUUGUUGUUUUGAUUUGGCAAUAAUUUUAUGUGUGUUUGGUUGUAGGUGUUAGAUUAGGCUUUUUAAUAUAUAGUACCUCCCUCGACUGUAAAGGUCCAUUUACUUUUGCUUGUUAAUUUUUUAAUAUUAAAUA
Molecule: messenger RNA, 1649 nt
Organism: Andrographis paniculata
Lineage: Eukaryota; Viridiplantae; Streptophyta; Magnoliopsida; Lamiales; Acanthaceae
Product: piriformospora indica-insensitive protein 2-like
Exons: 2
Coding region: 70-1539 (489 amino acids)
Molecular function (GO): protein binding
Source: RefSeq, a predicted model, not a curated record